AUGGUGUGUAGGCGCCGACGGAUCCCCCUUACGGCAUUCACCUUGGUGACCGUCCCCGAGGAUUCGAUGCUGUCCGUCUAUCUGCGAAGCAGGGAAGCAGUCGACACGAGCAUGGAGACGAGGAUGUCAUCCCAAGAGGGACGUCCAAGCUCUUCCUGCCGGAAUUCACACUCGACCAGGCAAUCACCCCAGCGGCUCCAUGACAAUGACGACGCCGCGACCGUCAAAGACAAGGCAACCGGAAAAGAACAAUCGGCCAGCAACAGCAGCAUGGAACUGGAACUCGACAAGUUCAUGGCCGCCCUGACAGCUACGGUGUCUCCCGACGCCGUCAUCAGAACGAUUACCUCCACCAAAGGUAUCAAGCUUCAGGCGAAGCGCGAGACGUCGCAAACCAAGACCUAA
Messenger RNA from Fonsecaea nubica, 405 nucleotides. RefSeq lists its product as hypothetical. The transcript has a single exon. The coding region runs from base 1 to 405 and encodes 134 amino acids. Lineage: Eukaryota; Fungi; Ascomycota; Eurotiomycetes; Chaetothyriales; Herpotrichiellaceae. The record is from RefSeq and is a predicted model, not a curated record.